AUGUCCACCAACAGGCCAACGGGAGAAAUUCCCAUGUCCGUUAACGACCAGUCACCUUAUAUUCGCACACAAGACUACAUCUCUGGUCCGCAAUAUCCGCACCCUCCCGCUGGGUCUGGGGUAGCGCGACACAUGUCAUACGGCUUUAAUGAAGGUGCGACUGUGAUUGUGGACACAAAGGUUUUCAACCGCGAGUCGCAUGAAUUCGCAGAGGGCGACUUUAUAUGUCCUGAUUUUUUCAAUCGCGUCGACCUAGGAGGUUUCACGCGACGGUUUAACGUAUCACAAUGGAGCUACGAAAUGCGACGACAAGCUCAGUGCAUCCUUCCCUUCCUAUCGUUGGGUCCCUCAUCUUGUCUACGCGACAUUGAGUAUGUCCGAAAUCAGGGGUAUACUCUCCUUCUAGCAAUCAGAAGUCGACACUCAGCACAAGCACGUCUUGUCUCUGGUGACAAAGCCGCAGCAGCAACUGGGAUACUGGCGGAUACUAUUGAUGUUCUCGACAACCAAGAGCUUAUUUCUGCGUUUCCUCGCGCGGUCCGACGCAUCAAUGAUCAUUUAGCCGGUAUGGAUAUGGAUUCAAGCGCAAUGGCUUUGAGUGGUCUGCAACAGAAGCGGAAAGUGCUUGUUUUCUGUGAAUCAGGCAACGAGCGCUCUGCUGGUGUUGUCAUUGCCUACAUCAUGGUGAUGUUGAAUAUGUCCUCCGCCGAUGCUACCCACUCUAUCCAGCAGCGUCGGUUCUGUGUUUCAAUUGAGGAUCCUAUGAAACGCAUUCUUUCGGCGUUUGAAUCUAUUCUUUCUGCGAAACGGGACGUUGAACAUGCCAAACACUCGAUGCCCCCGCGAAUCAAUGUCCCCGCAACUCUUGCGCCACCAUCUUCGUCGCCAGUCCUUACAAAGAAAAGAAGCUUCCAAGACCAUAGAGCCGAUUGCCAUGUCAUGGAUGAUGAAAUGGAAGUCGACGAAGAGGACGAUCCUUUCUUUGAAAGGAAACCCAAUGCACCGUUCCAGGACCGCGUGGUAUAA
This is a messenger RNA of Penicillium brevicompactum, 1026 nucleotides long. Its product is annotated as dual specificity protein phosphatase family protein. The coding region runs from base 1 to 1026 and encodes 341 amino acids. The transcript has a single exon. The record is from RefSeq and is a predicted model, not a curated record. Gene Ontology annotation, molecular function: protein tyrosine/serine/threonine phosphatase activity; F-box domain binding. Gene Ontology annotation, cellular component: cytoplasm; nucleoplasm. NCBI's taxonomy places the organism in Eukaryota, Fungi, Ascomycota, Eurotiomycetes, Eurotiales, Aspergillaceae. Gene Ontology annotation, biological process: negative regulation of protein binding; negative regulation of SCF-dependent proteasomal ubiquitin-dependent catabolic process; protein dephosphorylation.